AUGAGGACGGCCGUAGAGGUAAAGAAGCGAUGGUUCACCAUCACUUCUAAGUCAAGGAUGAAGCUGAAGAACUCUCGAGAUCAUCGGAAUGGAACUGAGAUGCCUGUGGCCCUCCACCCCUCCCUUGACCCCAUUGAUGAACUUGUCGGGGACGUUUUGGGGCAAGACAGCAAGGUCAUCACGGGAUUUGAGGAGAUUGAUGACCUUGGGCAUCAAAGGACUGUCGACAUUGAAGACGCAGCAGAGCCAGCGAGCCAGCUCACUGUAGGUCAGGGAGGUGCUGAGGCACCAACAGUAAUAAUUGUGCCUGAGCCCACCCUGCAGCCACAAACUGAGGGGGGUGCCUGGGGGAAGGUGCCAGCUGAGGAUGAUGCAGCAGCUGCUCAAGCAAAGGUGGCAGCUGCUGAGGAGGAGGCUGUAGCUUCAAGAGCUACAGCAGCAGCUGCACAGGCUGGGGAGGAGGCUGCACGGGCCAUGAAGGCAGCCGCAGAGGAGGUGGCGGCUUGUGCUCGGUCCUUCACAGGAGCUGCAAGGGCGCAGGAGGCAGCUGCAAGGGCGCAGGAGGCAGCUGAAAGGGCACGGGAGGCAGCUGCCAAAGAAAAAGCGGAAGCCAUGCGUCUUAAACAAAUUUUGCUCAAGUUACAAAUUGAAAAGGAAAGGAAAAACAUAUAAUAUGCCUAAUAAAAGUAGAAAAGGAUG
Molecule: messenger RNA, 699 nt
Organism: Eriocheir sinensis (Chinese mitten crab)
Lineage: Eukaryota; Metazoa; Arthropoda; Malacostraca; Decapoda; Varunidae
Product: tol-Pal system protein TolA-like
Exons: 4
Coding region: 1-672 (223 amino acids)
Source: RefSeq, a predicted model, not a curated record